Messenger RNA from Acanthochromis polyacanthus (spiny chromis), 3210 nucleotides. RefSeq names its product tripartite motif-containing protein 16-like. The record is from RefSeq and is a predicted model, not a curated record. NCBI's taxonomy places the organism in Eukaryota, Metazoa, Chordata, Actinopteri, Pomacentridae. Gene Ontology annotation, molecular function: protein binding; zinc ion binding. Bases 37 to 1719 code for a protein of 560 amino acids. The transcript has a single exon.
GGAAGUGACACACAGUCGCUGUUACAGAGAGGAGAAAUGGCUGAGAAAGGAGUUCAGUUGAACCGAGAAACAAUCUCUUGUUCCAUCUGUCUGGAUCUACUAAAGGAUCCGGUGACUCUUUCCUGUGGACACAGCUACUGCAUGAAGUGUAUUAAAGCCCACUGGGAUGGAGAGGAUGAGAAGAGAAUCUACAGCUGCCCUCAGUGCAGGAAGACCUUCACACCACGGCCUGUCCUGGAGAAAAGCACCAUGUUAGCAGAGUUAGUGGAGGAGCUGAAGAAGACUGGACUCCAAGCUGCUGCUGCUGAUCACUGCUAUGCUGGAGAUGAAGAUGUACCCUGUGAUGUCUGCACUGGGAGGAAACUGAAAGCCUCCAAGUCCUGUUUAGUCUGUCUGGCCUCUUUCUGUGAGAAACACCUUCAGCCUCACUAUGAUUCACCUCCAUUAAAGAAACACAAGCUGGUGGAGCCCUCCAAGAAGCUCCAGAAGAACAUCUGCUCUCAUCAUGACAAAGUGAUGGAAAUUUUCUGCCGCACUGAUCAGCAGUCUAUCUGUUAUCUCUGCUCUGUGGAUGAACAUAAAGGCCAUGACACAGUCUCAGCUGCAGCAGAAAGGACGGAGAGGCAGAGAGAGCUGGAGGUGAGUCGACAAAACAUCCAGCAGAGAAUCCAGGACAGAGAGAAAGAUGUGAAGCUGCUCCAACAGCAGAUGGAGGCCAUCAAUGGCUCUGCUGAUAAAGCAGUGAAGGACAGUGAGGAGAUGUUCACCCACAUCAUCCAUCUCAUCCAGAAAACAAGCCGAGAUGUGGAGCAGCAGAUCAGAUCCCAGCAGGAGACUGAAGUGAGUGGAGUGAAAGAGCUGAAGGAGAAGUUGGAGCAGGAGAUCAGAGAUCUGAAGAGGAAAGACGCUGAGCUGAAGCAGCUCUCACACACAGAGGAUCACAACCAGUUUCUCCACAACUACCCCUCAGUGUCAGCACUCAGUGAGUCCACACACUCAUCCUGCAUCGUCAUCCAUUCUCUGAGACACUUUGAGGAGGUGACAGCAGCUGUGUCAGAGCUCAGAGAUCAUCUACAGGACAUUGUGAGGGACACAUGGACAAACAUCUCACUGACAGGAACUCAACUGGAUGUUUCACUGUCAGAUUCACAAGCAGAGCCAAAGACCAGAGCUGGAUUCUUGAAAUAUUCACAUCAAAUCACUCUGGAUCCAAACACAGCACACAGAAAGCUGUUAUUAUCUGAAGGGAACAGAAAAAUAAAAUUUACUUACAAACAACAGUCUUAUUCUGAUCAUCAAGACAGAUUCACUAAACGCCUUCAGGUCAUGAGUAGAGAGAGUCUGACUGGACGUUGUUACUGGGAGGUGGAGUGGAGAGCAGAAGGUGUUUCUGUAGCAGUCACAUACAAGAAUAUCAGCAGAGCAGGAAGUAGGACUGAAUGUGGAUUUGGAUAUAAUGACAAAUCUUGGACCUUACGUUGUUAUCAAAACAGUUUUCAGUUUUGGUACAACAACAUCCAAACUCCCAUCUCAGGUCCUCUGUCCUCCAGAGUUGGAGUGUACCUGGAUCACAGUGCAGGUAUUCUGUCCUUCUACAGCGUCUCUGAAACCAUGACUCUCCUCCACAGAGUCCAGACCACAUUCACUCAGCAGAUACAUGCUGGACUUGGAGUUAAAUGUUCAUCUCUACCAAGUGCUGAGUUGUGUAAACUGAAGUAGACAGAGGUGACUGAAGGUGCAGUGAGUCUGAUUGUGUCUUUGAUUCUUUGACUCAUUUCACUCCAUCAUCGUUGCUCACAGCUCAUUGUUGUUUUAUUUCUACACUGAACCACUGAGUGGCUUAGUUUUUGUUGCUAAGAUAUUCAAACAUCAACCAGAAAAUGUGCAUCUGUAUCAGCUUCAACUAUGAAAUCAUAACAUUCAUGUUUCACUAUUUACAUUUUAUUGUAAAUAUUUCCACGUUCAAAUAUGUAUUUGAGUUGUCUUGAAGAAAAUAUUAUAUAAAGGAUCUGUUGUUUAUGUUGGAUGUUCUGGAGAAUAUAAUAAUAUUUGAUUCUAUUCAAUAGUUAUUUUAUUGGUUGAUGCUAGGUACGGACCGUUAAGGUCACUGAAGAGCUGGCGCCGGUUAACUACUAUUUGCUGCACAUUACAGGCAGUUUAUAUGAAUGACUUUGACGGCGAACAUUGUAUAAUUUAACCAAAAAUACACCGUCUCCUCUCACACUUUAGACAUUGCAGUUUUUACGCUUUUAGACGCCGUGUCUAAAUUGUUUGAAGCCCAGUUCCUAUUAAGUAGUUUACCGCGUUCAGUGGUGGAAGCGGCUGACGAACUCCAUUGCAAAUGUUCCCAUUUAAUUUCGGACGCUAAUUUACAAGAUAAAGUUAAGGAUGUCGAAUAUGAAACAAACACUCGUGAAUGGUGAGGAGCAGCUCUUUAAUUCGGCAUGAAUUUAAAAAAAAACACAAACUCGAUUUACUGUGAUAUUGUGAGAUUUGUUUGUGGUUAUGUAACUUAGCCAUUCAACAGAGUCCGCUAACAUUAAAGUGACUGACGUGCAUUGUCUGUGUUGACAGACGUAGAAAAUACGUCAGGGUUUUGUUUAGGUUGUUAAUAUGUAAUAGUCUGUCGCUACUUUUGAAGGUAAAAAAAUACUUGUAGUUUGCUGGCUGUUAGUUCCGCCAUUUGUUUUGUUUGCUGUUUGUGCUUUAUUAGAACAGGGUCACGUGGAUAAAAAGUUUUGCUAUUUUUGAUAGUAGUGCUGAUUUCAACCCCCAAAUCGCUGUCCGUGAAAAAGUCAGAUAAUGAUAUUUAUAAGACAUUAUGCAUGAUAGAAAAGAGAACAGCAGAUGACUGACAUGACAGGCUCGGCACGCAGAUUCACCUCGAAUCACGGAAGCGCCUUCAUCACUCGGAUUACGAAGCCGGCUCAUUAAUAUUUAUGUGCGUCGGAUUACCAGCCAAUCACAAAGCGCGUUCAUCAGCUGGCUCAUUAAUAUUCAUGUACGUCUCAUUAAUAUUUAUGAUAAGGGAAAGUGCCGUAUCCGUAGGCCACAGGCUACGGGUACGGGUCCGUAUCUGUAGACACUACCUAUUUGAUUACUGUUAUUUGGUGAUUUUUCACUUUGUUGAUUUGUUUUGUUUCUAGAUUGUUGACAAACUUGUGAUUCAGCUUCAUGGUAAUCUGCUAAUAAAGGACAAUAAAUGAAUGA